Messenger RNA from Fonsecaea monophora, 4125 nucleotides. RefSeq lists its product as hypothetical. Lineage: Eukaryota; Fungi; Ascomycota; Eurotiomycetes; Chaetothyriales; Herpotrichiellaceae. The transcript is spliced from 2 exons. Gene Ontology annotation, cellular component: membrane. Gene Ontology annotation, biological process: transmembrane transport. Gene Ontology annotation, molecular function: ATP binding; ABC-type transporter activity; ATP hydrolysis activity. The coding region runs from base 1 to 4125 and encodes 1374 amino acids. The record is from RefSeq and is a predicted model, not a curated record.
AUGAACCCGAGCGGCCAGGGCGAAUUGCCUGGCGGCGCGGCCGCCAUUGAACACAACAUUGAAGAGAAGGAAAGAUCACAACUAGGAAUUAUUACGGACCAGCAACAAGACACCGAGCCGCUCUCUGAGAAGAGUGCUGCUGCUCCAGUUGGCCCAUCUACCCCUAUCUCUGGCCAUGCCAAAUCUCCCACGACUGCUGUCUCGCCAACGUCGCCUACAUCCCAAUCCUCUGACUCGGAUAAUCGUCCCGACCUCUCCAAGCUGGACUCCAAGAUUGUUCAGGUUCGAGACGUCCCAGAGGGCGAUGCGGCAUUGUCCCAUUUACCAGAGCAUGAAAGGGCGGUUCUGAAAAAGCAGUUGGAUGUGCCAGACGUGAAAGUCACCUAUUGGACGCUAUACCGCUAUGCCACAAAAUGGGACAAGGUCUUCAUUGUCAUAGCAUGCAUAUGCGCAAUCGGCGCCGGCGCCGUAUUGCCUCUUAUGACCGUUGUCUUUGGUAAUCUCAGUGGUACUUUUCAGGGCCUGGUCCUCAACAAUCUCACAUCAAGUUUCGAUUCCACUCUAACACGAUAUUGCCUCUACUUUAUCUACCUGGCCAUUGGAGAAUUCUUUCUCGUCUAUAUUUCGACCGUUCUCUUCAUCUACACGGGCGAGCACAUUACUUCGAAAGUUCGCGAGCAAUAUCUGAGAGCAAUCUUGCGACAGAAUAUCGGAUUUUUCGACAAGUUGGGAGCCGGAGAAGUCACAACUCGCAUCACCGCGGAUACCAAUCUAAUCCAAGAGGCCAUCAGUGAGAAGGUCGGCUUGACCUUGACUGGUGUAGCCACAUUCUUUUCCGCGUUUGUUAUUGGCUUCGUCAAAUAUUGGAAACUCACUUUGAUCUGCACCUCCACAGUCUUCGCCAUCGUGCUGGUUAUGGGCUCUGGAGGCAGAAAGAUGGCCGGAUGGAACAAACAGUCUUUAGCAGCAUAUGCACUAGGGGGCUCAGUAGCGGAAGAAGUACUGGCCUCGAUCAGAAACGCCGUCGCCUUCGGUACUCAGGACAAGCUUGCGAAGCAGUACAACAUCCACCUGCUCGAGGCUCGAAGGUGGGGGAUUCGAAGCAAGGCCGCCCUGGGCUGCAUGAUAGGCGCCAUGCUGUGUAUUCUGUUCUUGAACUACGGUCUCGCAUUUUGGAUGGGUUCGCGAUUCCUGGUCAACGGUGAGACUACUCUUGCCCACAUUUUAACCAUUAUUUUUGCCGUCAUGAUCGGUGCGUUCUCCUUUGGCAACGUCGGGCCCCAUAUGCAACAUUUUGCAGCCGGUGUUGGCGCAGCGGCAAAGAUUUAUUCGACAAUCGACCGAGCUUCCCCAAUUGACCCUCUCUCUGACGAUGGCCAAAAACUGGAUCAAGUUGAGGGAACGAUCGAAUUGCGCAAUGUCAAGCAUAUUUACCCUUCGCGAGCUGAAGUCGUGGUCAUGGAAGACAUCAACCUAGUCAUACCCGCGGGCAAAACCACCGCGCUCGUCGGAGCUUCUGGAUCUGGUAAGUCGACCAUAGUCGGGUUAGUAGAGCGGUUUUACGAUCCUGUUGGGGGUGUUGUCCUCCUUGACGGGCACGACCUCAGCACGCUCAACCUGCAUUGGCUUCGACAACAAAUCGCCCUCGUUCAACAAGAACCUAUCCUCUUUAGCCAGACCAUCAAAGAAAAUAUCAAAAACGGACUCGUCGGGUCCAAAUACGAGAAUGAGUCAGAGGAGCAGCAAACACAGCGUAUCAUUGAUGCCGCAAAACAAGCAAACGCUCACGAUUUCAUUUCCUCGCUGCCCGACGGCUACGAGACGCACGUCGGUGAACGUGGUUUCCUUUUGUCUGGCGGUCAAAAACAACGCGUCGCUAUCGCACGAGCCAUCGUCAGUGAUCCGAAAAUCUUACUCUUGGACGAGGCUACAAGCGCUUUGGAUACGCGUUCCGAGAAAGUGGUGCAACAGGCACUGGACACUGCAGCCAAAGGUCGAACUACUAUUGUGAUUGCCCAUCGAUUGUCGACAAUCAAAACUGCCGACAACAUUGUGGUUAUGCAGCAGGGACGCAUUGUGGAACAAGGCACGCAUGACGAGCUGGUAGAGAGGAAACAGGCUUACUUCAACCUGGUCUCUGCUCAGCGCAUCGGUAGUGACGAGGAUGACCAGUCUGUAGAAGAAGCCAUUGCCGGCGAAGCAGAACUCACCAAGAUCCAAUCUACCAGAUCCGGUAGCGCUGGGAUGGCAGACCCCGAUGACGAGAAGCUUGCGCUUGGUCGAACAAGAAGCGGGAAAUCAGUGUCUUCCAACGUCCUCGCCGAGAAAAAGAGGGACAAGGAAGCUCGCUAUUCGCUCUGGACCCUGAUCAUGUUCAUCGCACGCUUCAACCGAAAAGAAUGGUGGAUCAUGUGUAUUGGAUUCUUCUUCACAGCUAUUGCAGGAGCCGCUCAGCCAGUGCAGGGUAUUUUCUUCGCCAAAUGCAUUGUGGCACUAUCUCAACCACUUUCUCUCCGCCACCAGAUUCGUCACGAUGUCGAUUUCUGGUGCUUGAUGUACCUGAUGCUGGCCUUUGUGGAUCUAAUCGCCAUGUGCAUACAGGGCAUCGCCUUUGCCUAUUGCAGUGAGAGCUUGGUUCAGCGCGCUCGAGACGGUGCUUUCAGAAGAUUCUUGAGGCAAGACAUUGCUUUCUUUGACGAGGACGAAAACUCUACAGGCGCCCUCACGUCUUUCUUGUCGACCGAGACCACCCAUCUUGCAUCCAUUUCUGGAGCGACGCUCGGAACCUUGAUAAGUUGUUCGUCAACUUUGAUCAUUGCGGUUGUGGUGGCACUGGCGAUCGGCUGGAAAUUGUCACUGGUCUGCAUGUGCGCAUUGCCUGUCAUCCUCGGGACGGGCUUCGUCAGGUUCUGGGUCCUUGCCAAAUUCAGUGCAAUCAACCAGAAACACUACGAAAAGUCAGCUGGAUAUGCCUGCGAGCAUACCAAUGCCAUCCGGACUGUUGCGUCCUUAACGACGGAGCGUGAAAUCUAUGGCGAGUAUAGGCGCCAGCUUCGAGACCAGUUGGGUGACUCUCUCAAAUCGAAUCUGAAGCACUCCUCGCUGUACGCCGCAUCGCAGUCGGCCAUGUUUUUGGCAUUCGCGCUGGGCUUCUGGUACGGAGGCAAACUCUUGGUCCGAGGCGAAUACACCUUGUUUCAAUUUUUCAUUGUCUUUUCGGAAAUCAUCUUCGGCGCACAAUCAGCAGGUACCGUCUUCUCGUUUGCUGGAGAUAUGUCCAAGGCAAAGAACUCCGCCGCCGAGUUGAAGAAGCUCUACGACCGUCAACCUGCCAUCGAUGCGUGGUCAGACGACGGCGCACCAAUCACUCGAGUCGAAGGAACCAUUGAGUUCCGUGAUGUGCAUUUCCGAUAUCCCACACGACCCGAGGUCCCGGUCCUCCGAGGCCUCAACCUAACCGUCAAACCUGGACAGUACGUUGCUCUUGUUGGCGCGUCCGGAUGUGGCAAGUCGACAACCAUUGCACUGUUGGAGCGUUUCUACGACCCACUUGCCGGUGGUAUUUAUGUUGAUGGUCAAGAAAUUUCGAGCCUCAAUAUCAAUGACUACCGCUCUCAUCUUGCCCUGGUGUCCCAAGAGCCGACGCUGUACCAAGGAACCAUCAAGGACAACGUCCUCCUCGGCGUUGAUCGAGGUGAAAUUAGCGACGAGCAGAUCAUCCGAGCAUGCAAGGACGCUAACAUCUAUGAUUUCAUCAUGUCUCUACCAGACGGCUUUGCCACGGAUGUCGGCAGCAAAGCCGCCUUACUCUCCGGCGGCCAGAAACAGCGCAUUGCCAUUGCCCGUGCUUUGCUCCGUGAUCCUAAAAUUCUCCUGCUUGACGAAGCUACCUCAGCAUUGGACUCGAAUUCUGAGAAGCUCAUACAAGCAACCCUGGAUUUCGCAGCGAAAGGGAGAACCACAGUUGCUGUAGCACACAGGCUGAGCACGAUUCAAAAAGCGGAUGUCAUUUACGUAUUCGACAAAGGUGUCAUCGCUGAGAAGGGCACCCAUCACGAAUUAAUGGCACUGAAGGGAAGGUAUAGAGAGCUAGUGAGUCUGCAGAGUCUAGAAAAGCAGCGGUGA